GGAAUACACACACGAUAUAAAAAACAAACAACAAAACAAAAACGAUUUGCUUACCCAAAAUGUCCGCUUAGGUUGAACGAACCUAUGAUAAUUGGAACCAACCACUAUCUUCAAUGGCGGGAAAAAGAAUCCCUAGAAUCUCGUUAUAUACUAAUUAUUAACAUAAAUGCUAAGCUUAAACAUCACUAGUUUCCUAAAAGUUCCUCUAAAACCCAACAAUUCAAACCCUAAAUUCCUCUUAUUCAUUUCUGCAAUGUCUUCUUCUUCCACAAAAGUGACAGUGGAGUAUGCGAAAUCAGGUCGCUCAUCAUGCAAGAAAUGCGAUGAAAAGAUUGCCGCAAAAUCUGUUAGAUUGGGUUUAGUGACAAAACACCCUCAAGGCUUUGACCAGACAAAAUGGCAUCACAUUCAUUGUUUUCCUUUCAAUUCUAAUUUCGUUUCCUCUGUUGAAGAUAUCACUGGUUUCUCAUCACUCCAGAGCAAAGACAAAGAAGCUUUGGAGAAAUUGAUUGACAAAGAGAUUCUAACUUUGCAGAAGGUUUCUGACGCAGACACAAACAAGAUUGACAGAAAACAAAAGGAAAUUUGUGAACAGGAAGACUCAGAGCAGGAACUAAGCAAGCAAAAGCGACUAAAGCUGUCUGCCCCUGAAGAGGAACCUGUGUUGGAGAUAGCCUUCUCUACUUCUGAUGUGAGGGCCACUUAUAAGGAUGCUACAUUGUUACCAAAGUGGAGGGCAUUUCAGACAAUUAUAUAUCUUGAACAGGACGAGGGGCUUCAUGCUUCAAGUAAAAUUGCCGCCUUUGAUUUUGAUGGUUGUCUUGCGAACACAUCCGUGAAAAGAGUUGGUGCAAAUGCUUGGUCUCUGAUGCAUCCUUCAAUCCCGGAGAAGCUGCAGAGCUUGUACAAUGACGGCUAUAAGCUGGUAAUUUUUACUAAUGAAUCCAACAUUGAGCGCUGGAAGAAAAGUAGGCAGGCAGCUGUGGACUCGAAAAUUGGACGACUUGAACAAUUUAUCAAGGUUGCUGGUGUUCCAAUUCAGGUUUUCAUUGCUUGUGGCUUGAGUAAGAUCACGCCAGAGGAUCCCUUUCGCAAACCUAAGACCGGGAUGUGGAAUAUUAUGAAAAAGCAGUUCAAUUCUGGAGUUCCCAUAGACAUGGACGAGUCUUUCUAUGUUGGUGAUGCUGCUGGCAGACAAGGUGAUCAUAGUGAUGCUGAUAUCAAAUUUGCACAGGCCAUUGGACUAAGAUUUUAUGUUCCAGAGGAAUUCUUUGGGAAGGAAACUUGACAAUGUGCAUUUUGUUUUUGUAACAUCUACUAUGGUAGAAACUAUCUAAGCUGAAGUAGAAGAGAACAUGUGUACAAAUCUUUCCCUGCAAAGGGGUUGACAUCUGUGUAAAUAAUUCUUCGUUAGAUACCUUUUGAGUUUUGCGGGGGUUAAGAUUCUUCUUAUUUAAAUUA
Lycium ferocissimum is the source of this 1461-nucleotide messenger RNA. Its product is annotated as polynucleotide 3'-phosphatase ZDP. Gene Ontology annotation, biological process: DNA repair. Lineage: Eukaryota; Viridiplantae; Streptophyta; Magnoliopsida; Solanales; Solanaceae. Gene Ontology annotation, molecular function: ATP-dependent polydeoxyribonucleotide 5'-hydroxyl-kinase activity; double-stranded DNA binding; polynucleotide 3'-phosphatase activity. The record is from RefSeq and is a predicted model, not a curated record. Bases 167 to 1288 code for a protein of 373 amino acids. The transcript has 13 exons.